AGCCUGGGACGAGCUGGCUCAGCAGUAAUGGCUGAUCCCAGCAGUCGAUGAGGGAUUCUGUGGAAAUAAAUCCAAUUCCAUCGAGCGUCUUCAGACAACUACUGUUUUGGAAACUUUAAUUAUAUCACCCUAAAUAAUCAUAGAUUGACUAUACAAAAUGAGUAAUGUCUACGAUCACGAUGAUGAUGCUGGAUAUGGGGAGGAUGAAGGCGAGGAUAUUACUCCAGAUUUAUGGCAAGAAGCUUGCUGGAUUGUUAUCAGCUCGUAUUUCGACGAGAAAGGUCUCGUACGGCAACAGUUGGAUUCGUUCGACGAAUUCAUACAGAUGUCUGUCCAAAGAAUCGUUGAGGAUUCACCAGAAAUCGACCUACAAGCCGAAUCACAGCAUAUGACAUCAGACACAGAGAUUCCUGCAAGGUUUGUGCUGAAGUUUGAACAGAUUUACCUGUCUAAGCCCACUCACUGGGAGAAAGAUGGCGCCCCUAGUCCAAUGAUGCCUAAUGAAGCACGUCUACGCAAUCUUACGUAUUCUGCACCCUUUUAUGUCGACAUCACAAAAACAAGAAUCAAAGACAAUGAAGAACCACAGGUCACAACUCACAGUAAAAUGUUUAUUGGCAAAAUACCCAUCAUGCUUCGUUCUACAUAUUGCCUGCUAAAUGGACUCCUUGACAGGGAUUUAACAGAACUGAACGAGUGUCCCCUCGACCCGGGAGGAUACUUUAUCAUCAAUGGAUCAGAAAAAGUCCUCAUUGCCCAGGAGAAGAUGGCAACCAACACAGUCUAUGUAUUUUCCAAGAAAGACUCCAAGUACUCGUAUACGGCAGAGAUUCGCUCAUGUCUGGAGCAUUCUUCCAGGCCAACUAGCACCAUGUGGGUCUCUAUGCUUGCUAAAGGAAGCUCUGGUGGCCGCAGGAGUGCGAUAGGUCAGAGAAUUGUAGGAUCACUUCCUUACAUCAAGCAGGAGAUCCCUAUCAUGAUUGUGUUCAGGGCUCUAGGAUUUGUGGCUGACAGAGACAUUUUGGAGCAUAUUAUUUAUGACUUUGAAGACCAAGAAAUGAUGGAAAUGGUAAAACCAUCUCUAGAUGAAGCAUUUGUCAUCCAAGAGCAGAAUGUUGCCCUUAAUUUCAUUGGUUCCCGUGGGGCUAGGCCAGGUGUUACAAAGGAACGACGUAUCAAAUAUGCCAAGGAAAUUCUGCAGAAAGAAAUGCUUCCUCAUGUCGGUGUUAGCGACUUUUGUGAGACAAAAAAGGCUUAUUUCCUUGGAUACAUGGUACAUCGGCUGUUGUUGGCUGCACUUGGUCGCCGUGAACUGGAUGAUCGUGAUCACUAUGGCAACAAGAGGCUGGACCUAGCUGGUCCCCUUCUUGCUUUCUUGUUCAGGGGGCUUUUCAGAAACUUGAUGAAGGAAGUCAGAAUGUAUGCCCAGAAAUUCAUUGAUAGAGGAAAGGACUUCAACAUAGAGCUUGCACUGAAGCCCAAAGUUAUCACAGAUGGCCUGCGGUAUUCCCUUGCUACAGGCAAUUGGGGAGACCAGAAAAAAGCCCACCAAGCGAGAGCAGGUGUGUCACAGGUGCUGAACAGACUCACCUUUGCUUCCACACUCUCCCAUCUAAGGCGUCUGAACUCUCCCAUUGGUCGAGAGGGGAAGCUGGCCAAGCCAAGACAGCUUCAUAACACUCAUUGGGGAAUGAUCUGCCCAGCUGAGACACCUGAGGGCCAUGCUGUUGGCCUGGUAAAGAAUCUCGCCCUGAUGGCAUACAUUUCCGUGGGCUCUCAGCCCAGUCCUAUUCUUGAGUUCAUGGAAGAGUGGACCAUGGAGAAUCUUGAGGAGAUAACACCCUCAGCCAUCAAUACCUCUACCAAGAUCUUUGUGAAUGGCUGCUGGGUGGGCAUCCAUCGGGAUCCUGAUCAACUUAUGAGCACACUAAGAAAACUCAGGAGGCGAAUGGACAUCAUUGUAUCUGAGGUUUCUAUGGUGCGGGAUUUCCGUGAACGAGAAAUCAGAAUCUACUCGGAUGCAGGCAGAAUCUGUCGACCUCUUCUGAUUGUGGAAAAUCAGAAACUUCUUUUGAAAAAAAAUCAUAUCGACCAGCUGAAAGAAAGAGAGUAUAACGAAUACAGCUGGCAAGAGCUAGUUGCUAAUGGCAUUGUAGAGUACAUUGAUGUGAAUGAGGAAGAGACUGUCAUGGUGGCUAUGACGCCAGAUGAGCUGGUAGAGAAGGGUCAGGCAUACUGUUCUACCUACACACACUGUGAGAUCCACCCUUCCAUGAUCCUCGGAGUGUGUGCUUCCAUCAUCCCAUUUCCAGAUCACAAUCAGUCUCCACGUAAUACCUACCAAUCUGCUAUGGGUAAACAAGCCAUGGGCGUGUACAUCACAAAUUACCAUGUGCGCAUGGACACAUUAGCACAUGUGCUGUACUAUCCUCAAAAGCCGCUAGUCACCACACGCUCCAUGGAAUACUUGAGAUUCAGGGAGCUGCCAGCUGGGAUUAAUGCCAUUGUAGCAAUUGCAUCGUACACUGGGUAUAAUCAGGAGGACUCGGUUAUUAUGAAUGCAUCGGCCAUUGACAGAGGUCUUUACAGGUCUGUAUUCUACCGAUCGUACCGAGAUCAAGAGUCUAAGAAAGGGUUAGACCAAGAAGAGACGUUUGAGAAGCCUACGAGAGAUGCUGUGCAGGGUAUGCGCAAUGCCAGCUACGACAAGUUGGAUGAAGACGGACUAAUAGCACCGGGAAUACGUGUCAGUGGUGAUGAUGUGAUUGUUGGGAAAACUGUCACCCUCCCAGACAACGAUGAUGAGCUCGAGGGAACAGCCAGGAAAUACAGCAAGAAAGAUGCCAGCACCUUCCUGCGGCCCAGCGAAACUGGAAUCGUAGACCAGGUGAUGGUUACUAUCAACCAGGAAGGGUUCAAGUUCACUAAAAUCAAGGUCAGAUCAGUGCGAGUCCCGCAGAUUGGAGAUAAGUUUGCUAGUCGUCACGGGCAGAAGGGAACAUGCGGUAUUACCUACAGACAAGAGGACAUGCCGUUCACGUGUGAAGGACUCUCCCCUGAUGUGAUCAUCAAUCCUCACGCUAUCCCCAGUCGUAUGACCAUUGGUCAUCUUAUCGAGUGCCUACAGGGCAAGGUUUCUGCUAACAAGGGCGAGAUUGGCGAUGCAACUCCGUUCAACGACGCUGUUAAUGUGCAGAAAAUCUCUCAGCUUCUGAACGACUACGGCUACCAUUUGCGAGGGAAUGAGGUUCUUUACAGUGGCUUCACGGGUCGAAAGUUGAACACCCAGGUCUUCCUUGGGCCUACGUAUUACCAGCGUCUUAAGCACAUGGUGGAUGACAAGAUUCACUCCCGAGCGCGUGGGCCGCUCCAGAUCUUGACCAGACAGCCCAUGGAGGGUCGAUCACGUGAUGGCGGUCUGCGUUUCGGUGAGAUGGAGCGUGACUGCAUGAUUGCGCACGGCUCGGCCCAGUUCCUGAACGAGCGUCUGUUCGAGGUUUCCGACCCGUACAGCUGUCACGUGUGUAAUCUUUGCGGACUCAUUGCCAUCGCCAACCUCAGGAACAACACGUUUGAGUGCAGAGGAUGCAAGAAUAAGACACAGGUAUCCCGGAUCCGCAUGCCCUACGCUGCUAAACUGCUUUUCCAAGAACUGAUGUCAAUGAGUAUCGCUCCGCGCAUGAUGGUGUGUGACCCGGUCAAGUAACCUUGUAAAAAAAAAAACCCGCUUGUAGAGCAAUAACAUCGGACUCCAUGUAAAUAGUGUACCACCGCAAAGAAGAGGCGUUCUCCUCACGCUAGAAGAAAUGUGUGAUAGUUUGACAGAACUCAUCUACCAAAGUCGAAAAUUGACCUGUUUCACAUCCAGCCUGUCCACCCAAACAGGGACACGUACAUCACCUCGCCAAAAAUAGAAGAAAUAUUUUUCUCAGUCGAUUAUCUGACAUGUAAAAGUGUAGUUGUAAGCACAUGCUAAACAUACUGUUAAAACAAACUCUCGUUUUGUUUAGAAAGGUAUACAGAUGAUGAAUACGAAUUUAAGUAGUCAUCUAGGAAUGUAACGGUUAACUUUUUCUUUUAAGAUACAGUAGACUGUAUUCAACUAAUUUAUAUAGCUGUAAAAAAAUUAUCUUUUUGUAAUAAAUGUGAACGAUAAGAGA
Molecule: messenger RNA, 4160 nt
Organism: Nematostella vectensis (starlet sea anemone)
Lineage: Eukaryota; Metazoa; Cnidaria; Anthozoa; Actiniaria; Edwardsiidae
Product: DNA-directed RNA polymerase II subunit RPB2
Exons: 22
Coding region: 158-3706 (1182 amino acids)
Biological process (GO): DNA-templated transcription
Cellular component (GO): RNA polymerase II, core complex
Molecular function (GO): DNA binding; ribonucleoside binding; DNA-directed RNA polymerase activity
Source: RefSeq, a predicted model, not a curated record